Molecule: messenger RNA, 2208 nt
Organism: Aureobasidium melanogenum CBS 110374
Lineage: Eukaryota; Fungi; Ascomycota; Dothideomycetes; Dothideales; Saccotheciaceae
Exons: 2
Coding region: 1-2208 (735 amino acids)
Source: RefSeq, a predicted model, not a curated record
AUGCCUUCAUGGCAUGUCAGUCUGCUUAGCCAUAGUGGCAAGCAGAUCGAUUCUCGCAAACAGGAUGUGAAUUCACAUUCACAUGCAACGGUCUUCAUAGAUGGAGAUGCUGCCCUCGCUGACACAUGGAGAUUCGUUGAUUACAGUGAUGAGACGCAGGCUAGACGCGACUGGAUCUCUCAAUUCAUCUUUGAUAGAGGCGCUCUUCAAUUCAGCUCUGAUGUUGUCGACACUUUCAUUGUGGGCCCGUCACCCGUCCAUGGGCUGGAUUCUCGCAUUCAUCUGCCUUUCACUGAAGGUACACAACAAUUCUGCAUUCUCUUGCGCCAUGGAGAUACGGUAGAGUUUGGAGUUACAUAUGCUCGCGUCCAAGUUGUGUUCGAUCCAUAUUCGGACGACCCUCAUGUACAGGUCGAAUCUUCAGGACCGGGAGCCCUUGGUCACAAGAUCAAGCACGAGAUCAAGGAGGAAGCAGACACUGACGAUGAAACCGACGAUGAGGCUAUCCACCCUGUCAUCAAUGCCCGUCGUGGUACUUCAGCUGAAGAAUCCCAACACUUGUUCUCCACGAGCCGCGAGCAUCUUAGUCCGACGCCCCAAAUCACCCGAGAGUCACAAGUGGUCAAGGACACUCCCAACCGCCGCCGCAUCAGGUCUCAACACGAGUCAACCAUUCCGGAAAGUUUGCCCAUGGACGAAACAUAUCCUGAGCAGCCCCAGCCUGUAGCCCAUGCAAAUACUGCGGGUACUGACAAUGGCCUAACGAGCCUCUUGCCGGAUGUUCACACUGGCGAGCUGCCGGACAACUCACCCUCUGAAUCUCUCCAUUUCCAUGUACCGACCCAGCACACUCUGUCGCCGCAAGACCAAAGCUUUACCGCCGCUGAAGUGGGCAAGCUCAUCUCGAAUCUGAACAACAUUUCAUCACAAGCACCGCCAUCAACUUCAUCCCCGCAGAAGACGCGUGAAUCAGAUGUCAUUGCCGGCCACUUUCCAAAGGAUUCCUCGACUGUAGACUCGGCAAAACCAGCCAUAUUGCCAGAACCACAAGCUGAGCCUCCAGCUGCUGAGCCCGCUACUGUGCUCGAACAUGUGGCUUCACCAGUCGAUAUCAUCAAUGAUGAGAUUACGAACGAUCGAGACAGAACAAACGCUUUGACCGGCAGUAUCGCCGCGACCGUCGAGUCAGAUCCGGUUGCCAGUGUCAAGCAGACUCCGUCGGUGACUAGUGCGGCGAAGAAGAGAAAGAAGGUCUCAGACAGCGAUUCUGUUACUUUGUCAAUCAAGCGCGCCAAGUUUGUUGAAGGCGAUGUUGGUGAUGCUAGCACUACACCAAUGAGCACUGCUUCGAAGAGGAGUUCAGGCCGGGGCAAAGGCUUAGAAACGCCGACAGGAUCUGCACCGACUAGAAGUUCUUCACGAAGGAAGAGCUUGGAUGAGGAUCUCCCGCCCAGUACCAUCUCCAGACGGGUUGCCACUAGGCACAAAAGCAUUGACAGUGAGAGCGCUCCUGCUGGAUCGCCAUCAACAGGUCGACAAUACAGCGGUGACCCUCCUGUCAUUCUCUAUUCUAAUACCAGAAUCACGGACAAAAAUCAGCUUAUGAAGUCUCUCAAGGACCAUGGCGUCAGCAAGACUGAAGAUAUCAAAAGCGCAAACUUCUUGUGUGUAGGCCCGGGGGAGCUUCUAAAGACACCUAAAUUGCUCCACAGCUUGACGUUAGGCAAAACGAUUGUCACUGACAAUUGGGUAUCACACUCGGUCGCGGCUGGAGUUUUGCUAGACACCUCCGAAUAUCUACCUGAGGAGCUCAAGGCGACCAGACACUUGGACCGUACGAAGACUUUCACCGAUCAGGUCAUUUAUAUCACGCCAGCGCAGCGCCUGGCCUACAAGAAAGGUCUUUGGGACGAUGUCAUGGCCAUUAUCAGGCAAGCUGGCGGCACAAAUCCUUUGACUGGACCACUUUCGAAACUUGACACUAGCAGCAUCACGCUAUAUCUCGGUGCCGACAAGAACGACGAUGUCGCUGCAAAGUUACAAGAGCAGGGAGAGAAAGUGUACAAGAAGGACAUACUCGGCGCCAGUAUCGUCCAGGGAGAGUUGCUCUUCGACGAGUCGUUAGAACUUCCACAGGCAGAACCAGUGUCGAAGACGAAGGCAGAACCAAAGUCGGCCAAGAAGAAUGGACGCAAGAAGAAGGCUUAG